AUGCCUUUUGUCCAGUAUUCGUCUUUAGUAAUAGUCCUUAGUGCUAUCAUCUUUCGUCCAGCAUCAUCGAAUAAGAAUGACGUCAUAUUUCACCUUUUGGAACAGAAGGCAGCGGGUUCUUUCGUAGGGAAUGUCUCUGAAGCAAGCGGCAUUGCCAAGCAACUACCAAGAGAAAUUCUGCGGACGCUGAGAUAUAGUUUCUUAAACCCCAACACCCUCGAAACGGCUUCCAUGUUUAGCAUCAACCGCAGAAAUGGUGCCAUAUUUUCCACGGCAAUGAUCGACAGGGAAGAAGUUUGUAGUGUAUCACCUUGCGAAAUUGUUUUUGAUGUCACAGUUCUGUCUAACAUGACAUCAUUGCUAAAAAUAAUCACCGUGAAGAUAAUAAUAGACGAUAUCAAUGACAAUUCUCCUGAGUUUAACCCGAGCGAAGUGACCAAGUACCUGAUCGAGUCUGAACUGACGGGGAGAACUAUUCAGCUGCACGAGGCGUUUGAUAGAGACACAGGGACAAACAACUCUGUCAAGACGUAUUCGGUAGCUUCACACAACGACAUGUUCCAGGUUAAGGUCGAUACCAAACUGGAUGGGAGUACAAACCUGAAAGUGAUUGUUCUGAAAUCUCUAGACAGGGAGAAACAGAGCAGGUACACGUUCCUUGUGAUCGCUACCGACGGCGGUGAUCCUCAACUAACAGGAACCCUCACGGUUCACUUAGACGUCACUGAUGUCAACGACAAAGUACCACAGUUCAGCCAGAACGUUUACAACAUAACAGUUAACGAAACCAGUGUCGUGAAUUCUGUAGUUGGCGUUGUGACAGCCGUGGAUGACGAUGUAGGUCGGAAUGCUAAAAUUCGAUACAAGUUCAGUUCGACGAGGUCUUCCAGAAUAGAAGAGUUGUUCUUAUUGGAUCCGUCUACUGGAGAAAUACGUGUGAGGAAGCCACUGCAGUAUGAGUCAGGGAAAAUAUUCGAAUCUUUCGUUGAGGCAGGCGAUCUUGGACAGCCACCUUUGGCGUCACAGGCAAAGAUAAUUAUAUCGGUUCUGGAUGUGGGUAACACUGCACCAAAGUUGGAUCUCAUCCUCACUGCCGCUGUGUACUCUGACACGGUUCUUUUAUCAGAAGGAUCGAGAGUGGGAACAUUUGUUGGACAUGUCAAGGUACAAGAUGCGGAUUCGGGUCCAAACGGUAUCGUCAGUUGUCAGUCGAUGGAUAACAGUUUUAUUGUGGAGGAGCUGGAAGGAAAAGGGUUUGCUAUACUCACAAGCAAAAUGUUGGAUAGAGAGUCCAAACCACAGCAUAAUGUAAGCAUUUUCUGCAGUGAUGGAGGUAGUCCCAGCAUGAAUGCGGAUGUUAGUUUCCUUGUCAUUGUCACAGAUGUAAAUGACAACACCCCAGCGUUUAAAAAUACCACGUACUAUGCAAACCUUACUGAAAAUUCUUCUUCUUCCUUUGUUGUCCAAGUUCUUGCGAGUGAUUCAGAUCUUGGUGUAAAUGCCGAACUAUCGUACACUCUUAGCUCUGAAGCAUCCUCUAUGUUCUCGGUGGAUUCGCAUACAGGAGUCAUCUCAGCUAACAAGAUGUUUGAUAGAGAAACCGUUUCCAAGAUUACCUUUGUUGUCAGUGCUAUUGACCAUGGAAGCGAGGCGCUCACGGGAUCUGCAACAGUUGUGGUUAGUAUUCUUGAUCUCAACGACAAUGUACCAGAAUUUCCUUCCACACCUCUUAAACUGUAUGUGCCCGAAAUGCUUCCACCUGGCAAAAGUAUAGGUCAGCUAUCUGCUAGAGAUUCUGAUGCAGGAAUAAAUUCAGAAAUUGAAUACAAAAUGAUGUCUUCUGAUGGUGACAUUCCAUUUGUGGUAUUUGCAAAUGGUGUAAUUCGAACAGACAGGAAGCUGAACAGGACGGUCAGAAUACAGUAUAGAUUUCGUGUGAUGGCGACAGACAAAGGUGAACCCCCAUUAAGUUCUGUUGGAGAAGUUGCAAUAUUUGUUGAAGAUGUAAACAACCACGAACCGAUCUUUGUGUUCCCCACUGAGCAUGAUAACACAGUGGUCGUGCUUUCUGACUCUGUACCAGGGACGAACGUCAGUCAGGUUUCUGCCACUGACGGCGACGAAGGAAUAAAUGCUAAGAUAUCUUACUUCAUCAUCGACGGUAACAAGAGAGAUUUAUUUGCAAUCGUCGAACACUCGGGCGAGAUUAUCCUCAAUCGAAGAAUCACCGUGAAGGACGACAGCCAUUAUGAGCUCAUCGUCAAAGCUCAAGAUGGUGGUCGUCCACAGCAGGAAUCCCGCGCCAAACUCUACAUCAAAAUAACAUUUACAAACAGCACCAUUGCCCAAUCAAGGGCAGCUGAUGCUGAAGCUAAGAGGUACAUGAUUAUUGCCGGAGUGGUCGCUGGCGUCACUGUCAUCAUCUCGGUGAUCAUUGUAACCAUCAUCCUGUUCAUCAGGCGAACUGACUUCAGCAGACGACAGCACGCCGUGAAAUCAAGCGCCCAGGAGGAGGACAGCAGACAGAGAGAUGUCGGCACAUGGCAGGACAGCAGCUGUGAGGACAUUAAAGCAGGAUUUCGUGAUUCCACUAAAAGCAUUGAGAGAUUGUACAAGCCGAAGAUGACCGAUCAGACGUUCGAGUUGGAGCCAGCUGAGUCAGGACAAGUAGCACCAGAUGCAUAUUACCCUCAGACAUCUCUACAUCGUUACGGAAACCAGGAUUUCUUCACAUUUGGGAAGCAAUCACGGGUUGUUUACCGCCCACUACCACAAUGGCAGGACGACCACCAGCGCACCUGGACUGAUGUAGAUAGGUUUGACGCAGUGGCUGGAGGUGUGAACGCAGAUUUAGUGAUAGGGAAAUUGAAUUCAACCAGAGGAUGCUUCCCGCCCAGUUUUGAGAGCGUGGAAGUGGAGAGCGUGACGUCACGCGAGUCGACAACUAGUGACAGUGGACGAGGCGGAAGUGAGGACGACAGUCAACUCCCCGUCUCACCACGGCAAGGUAUGAAUUUGGGCCAUCUGGCAAAGAAGACAACAACUGCACCCACAAUACCUCCCAGACAGCGUGUUGGCGAGAAUGCCUCUUUAAAUACGGAUAUUCCACUCCGUCACUACCCCGGGCGGAACACCAUUAGUGAACAUUCCAAGCAUUACCGGGCCGGGUUGCACAGAAGCAAUCCAGACCGCGGCAGUGCUCGGUGUACAAGCACCACUGUGUUUCAAAACGAUAGAAUACAAAACAGUUUUACACCCCAGUGCAGUGCGAAGAGGGUGAGUUUUCAAGAAGACAAUUUAGCUGUGAAUAUAUCUGAUUGGACCUGCCGGUCGGGAGACACGAACUAUAGAGCCCUAAAACACCCGCUAGGUGGCGGGGUGGAGAACCUCGGUUCUUACAGUAGUCUCCCUUGCAGUGUGGACGAUGACGCUAGCACAACGACUUCCGGUAGUUAUACCGUGCAGUUGGAGGAUUUUGAUGAUAUGUUUAGUCAUAGCUAA
Messenger RNA from Gigantopelta aegis, 3501 nucleotides. Its product is annotated as protocadherin-11 X-linked-like. Gene Ontology annotation, molecular function: calcium ion binding. The record is from RefSeq and is a predicted model, not a curated record. The transcript is spliced from 4 exons. Gene Ontology annotation, biological process: homophilic cell-cell adhesion. The coding region runs from base 1 to 3501 and encodes 1166 amino acids. NCBI's taxonomy places the organism in Eukaryota, Metazoa, Mollusca, Gastropoda, Neomphalida, Peltospiridae. Gene Ontology annotation, cellular component: plasma membrane.